GGAAAACUCGCGUCAUUUUCACUUUGCCUUCAGCUUGGGGACACUAUAUUUUGACCAGGUUUGUUUUUCUUUUCGUACGUUAACUGUAGCUUUUUUAUUAGAAGCGGUUUACUUUUGAUAUUUAAUUUUUGUAUUGGUACCGAAUUAUACAGGGUCGAAUUUACUGAACAGCAGUUACUUUGCUGAAAGAAAUUGGAUCAAUUCCGUUGGGUAACAACAAAUCACCGCCUGUAUGCAGUCGAUCCGUUACCACGCUUGUUUUGUUCUUAUUUCCAUCGCAAAUCGGAAUUAUUCAACGCUGUUGAUACCACGUUUCUGUAAGCAGUUUUCAUAAGACAUAGGUUUUCUUUUCAAUUCAUGAAAGAUAUGUUCUUUUAAAGGCAACAGAUAAAUUGUGAUGCAUUCGUGAUCACCGAAGCAAGGUUAAAAAUCGAGUUGGCAUUAUAUUGUGCCGUCGACGCAAUACUCAAAAUGAAAAAUCGACAUAGCUACCUGUAAGCGUAAAGUAUGUAGCAUAAGACGUUCUUCUUAUCCAUUGAAACAUUAAAUGCUGUGUCAAAUUUGUUUUUAAACUGUUAUUGCAAAAGAAAUGCUUCACCAAUGAUGGUUUCGAUCUAUUAAAAUCUUCGGAGCACGCUUUGAAAAGACUCACGCGGUGCGCUCUAGUAAAAAAGCUUAUUGCGGUUCGAAUUGCUUGAUUGAGAAAAGAUGCCUCGAUAAAUUAGCAUUAAAACAAUCUGUAUAAAACAUAAAGAGAAGACGAAAGUCAAACUCGAAAUAUUUAUAAAGCGAAAAUCUGUUAAAUCAAAGAAAGAAUGCGUGCUUUGUUAAGUCUUAUGUAACUUUAUGAGCUCAGACACGAUUUAAAAAAAAGAUUUCCCACCUUUUCUUCUGUUUUCAAAGUAUUUCUGAUUUCUAGAAAUCCACCUGGACAUAGUGUUUCCAUGCUAAAGAUAUGAAAUGUUCUUUUCUACUCGGUGUUUUCGAUGGAACUUCCUGAGAAUAAUACAGGAACAAUGACAUUUCUUCUGAAAGCCGAAAAAUAAUAUUUAAACGUUUUACUAUUUAUUUUGUGUCAGCCAAAUGCCAAAGAAGUUAUCGAUUUCUUAUGCAAUACAGUUAAUAAGUUUGUUGGCAAACACUUCAUUUUACAAAAACAAACCAUUCAUAUAUGUUUUUCGAUCCCUUCAAAAAGAGGAUAACUUGCAAUAUUGUGCACCACAUGCACCUCUCUAGACAUUCUGUGAUUUUUUUUUUUUUUCAAGGUAAGUCCAAGGAGAACUUAGUACUAAUAUCACACAAUUCACAAUGGGAUCCAAUGGUGAUGAAACUGUGACCAUGGAAGACUUCACUAGAAUUGAAAAGAUAGGUGAAGGUAUGUCAUCUUGUACUUAAAUUAAACAUCAAGGGUAUUAUAUGUAUAACAAAGGAAUCUGUUGGCCUUCAAAAGUUUAACUGUAGUUGUUUUAGAGCUCUGUAUUUAAAGGGACAUCCAUGGAAAUUACUGACACUUGUGUCUUCUUUGUCUUUUCUCUUACCGUUUGCAUUACUUACUGCUCAUACUAUCUAUCUGAAUGAAAUACUGUCUUCCUUCUGGCCAGGUACAUAUGGUGUAGUAUACAAAGGACGCAACAAAAAGACCAACAAACUGGUGGCCUUGAAAAAAAUCCGCCUUGAGCUAGCAGAGGAAGGAAUACCUAGCACAGCAGUUCGAGAAAUUUCACUGCUCAGGGAGCUUAGGGAUCAUCCUAAUGUCGUCUGCUUAGAGCACAUACUCCACGACGAUGCAAAGUUGUACUUAGUAUUUGAAUUUCUGAUGUGUGACCUCAAAAAGCACUUAGACUCAACCCAAGGAUUGUUGGACCCCAUGUUGGUUAAGGUAAUUUCUUAGGUACCAGAUGCAAAAAAAUGUUGUGUCAAUUUUGUUAUCCUAAUUUUUGUGCAUUGACAUUAGCAAUUUAAACAAACCAUUAACCAUUAAGUUUUAAUAAACCAAGACAUUUACUAUUAUUACAAAAGUACAUCUUAUUGUCAGGCUAUAAAAACUGUGACCACAGGCACAAGAAAAUUAUGUUGUGAAAUGUCAUGUCUAAACUAAUCUCUAAAUGAUAUAUGCACCGUAGAAACAGUAUUAUUUACAUUGUGAAAAUUAAUGACAAAUAUAAUAAUUGAGUAUGUCUUAAAGGCCAAUGUUCAUCAAAACAGCUUUGUGCACCACACUGACUGACUAUUUUAUUAGAGAAAGAGAAACUGUAAUUUGUGAACAUCCUCCUCCCCAUCCCAAUCCCCUCCCCCCCGGAUAGUGGGAAAGACGUGAAUUAAAGUAAAAGGCACGUGAAAAGUUGGACAUUCAGUUUCCUUCCGCUUUAUUUUUGUGUUUGUGCUUUCUUGAUUCAGAGGACCCCACUAUCUUGGAGCCUGAACGGGCUACUGAAGCAUUUGAAUGCUUUCUUAAUUUGCAGAGCUACUUAUACCAGAUGACAAACGCUAUGUACUUUUGUCACAGUCGCCGAAUUUUACACCGUGACCUGAAGCCCCAGAACUUGUUAAUUGAUGAACAGGGACUGAUAAAGUUAGCUGAUUUUGGGCUUGGUAGACCAUUUGGAAUCCCUAUCAGGGCUUACACUCAUGAGGUAUGUAAACAUACAGUCAAUAUUUUAAGGUAGUAUAUAUUAAAUUAUUUUAUAUUUUAUAUUUUAUGAUUUAUUUACCCAGGCAUUUUUGAGUUAAAUACAGCUCAGGUGGCCCAAACUCAUGUAACAAGGAAAAGGUGUAAAGUAGUUUACGUACCAAAGCUGACAAGUGACCUUUGUGCUUGACGUGUUGAAAAUAAGAGACUUUGUAUGAGAAAUAAAAUACUGAGAUCCGCAAAUGCUAAAAAUGAAUUGAAAUGAAUAAAAAAGACUUACAUGUGAUGUAUUCCUCUGUGUUUGGUGUCUGCUCAGCUGCUACUGUUUUUUUUUGCCUUUAUUGCAUAACCACCAUCGAUAUCCUCGGAGACCCAGGGGCAGUCAGUCGGGUCAGGAGAAAAGGUGGGAUGAAAGUGUUUUAGCUGACUGACUGCCCCUAGGUCUCCAAGGAUGCAUAACCACUGCUCCUGCCUGAAAGGACGAAGUCAAUGCUGGUCAUUUUGAUCUGGCAGGGACCUGGACCAGUCACAAAAAAAAUGCCAUUUUUUCUGCCGAAAUUCAAUCCACUGCAAAGUUUUUCAGCUCCAGCUCCCAGGAAGAAAACCUCUUCUUCCUCUCUGGGAAAUCAGCUCAAAAAUGCUUGAUAAUUUCCCCAUCAAGUUGAGCCAUUUGCACCUGACUUCGAGGGACAUCAAGGGCACUUGCGUUUCGCUCGCUCUACUAUUUCUGAGGAAAAAUGGGGGACUACUCAUAGUCUAACACCGACGGGUGCAAGGGCUUGAAAGAUGUGUUAAGUUAAGGAAGUAAUAAGACGCUUGCGCUAAGUGAGGGAUUGCGUGUCCGGGUAUGGUUUGAAAGGAUCACAGUUAACAACAGAAUGGCAAUUUUCUCUUAUUGUUAGGUGGUAACUCUGUGGUACCGGGCACCUGAAGUUCUCUUAGGAUGCCAGAGAUAUGCCUGCCCUGUGGACAUCUGGAGUGUGGGGUGCAUAUUUGCAGAGAUGGUUACAAAGAAACCUCUCUUUCAUGGAGAUUCAGAAAUUGACCAACUUUUUCGUAUUUUCAGGUUUGCAUUACAAUAAUAUUAUCUUUUCCACCUUGUAAAAUUUACAUGGUGUGAACAGAGAUUUAAGUGCUUAGAGUGGCCUACAUUGAAGAGACAUAAGACUGACCCUCAACAUGGUUGUUAAAGGUUAGGAAAUGGUCAGCACGGAAAAAAUUUCAUCAAGAUCAGGGAAUUUCAAUUCAAGUCAGGGAAAAGUGAAAUGUUAACAGUACAUAUUUAUUCUUGGUCCCUUUGAACAACAAGCUAAUGUUGGGUUCAAACAAAAAUCAAUCCUAUUUGCACAUUAUUGUCAAGCAAUUCAUGUACACUGUACAUGACUUGCUUAAAUGCUUUAUGUAUCACUUACCCUAUUAAAUGAUGAAUAUGUGAAUUUCAUUUAUUGAAGUUGUGAAAUGAAGAAAUACAACUCGAACUCUGAAGGGAAAUAGAAAACAGUUGAGUUUGUGGGGAAUUUGAGUUAUCACGCUAAAUUUAAGUGAAAUUUUGACAAAGGAAAGGAAAAUUUGUUCCAGUUAGCGGGGAAUUCAAGUAAUCCGAGUUUGAGUCAUCGUGGUUCUACUGUAACUGAAAAGAAGAUCAUCAGAGGUUAAGACAUGACUUACGCAGUUGUGAAAAGAAAGCCCAAAAAAUUCAGACUUGCUGGGAUUCAUAUCCUGGCCCCUGAAAUAAAGGGUUUCUUAAUAACUGCUUAUUAUAAGUUGUGACCUUCUUUGCAUUUAGUUUACUAAUUACUAAUCCUUUCAUACCAUGGAUACUUCAUAAAACUAUUGAAUUUGUCUUCAAAGAAUUCUAGGAACACCAACAGAGAAGAAUUGGCCAGGAGUGUCACAGCUUCAAGAUUAUAAAACAAGCUUUCCAAAAUGGAGUGGAGAAGGACUUAAGAAAGCGGUUCCUCAGCUUGAUGAAAAUGGACUUGAUUUGUUAGAGGUAGAUGAUAGUUGUUUGAAACUUUAUAUUACAAUUUCCCAAACAUGAACUUCAAACUGUGGUCACCUUAGCUUUGCCAUUUGUUGUAUUUAUCUUAAAUUAUCUUGUCUCUAGCUUGUGUGAUUAAACAGCCUGAUAUAAAUAAUAUGAAAGUUAUUUAAUAAUUCCAAAUAGAACAAUAUUAAUCAACUGAGACAUGAUGUAUUCUAUUUCCAACAGAAAAUGCUUUUGUAUAAUCCAGCAAAGAGAAUAUCAGCAAAAGCUGCAUUGGAUCAUCCGUAUUUCCAUGAUUUGGACCUGUCUACACUACCUGCAACCAAACAGACCACCAUAAUUGGAAAUAUGCCAAAAAGCUUCUAGAUACCAAAUUAUCUUAGUUUUACAUUCACUAUAUUUUUUUCUCACUAAAUGAAAUACAGCCGUGUACAGUACAUUGUAGAGCAUCUAAAGGGGUGUAUUUUCUUGGAUUAUGUAAGUUAAC
Molecule: messenger RNA, 5103 nt
Organism: Porites evermanni
Lineage: Eukaryota; Metazoa; Cnidaria; Anthozoa; Scleractinia; Poritidae
Source: the annotation of a GenBank genome assembly